Molecule: messenger RNA, 1803 nt
Organism: Exserohilum turcica Et28A
Lineage: Eukaryota; Fungi; Ascomycota; Dothideomycetes; Pleosporales; Pleosporaceae
Exons: 3
Coding region: 50-1363 (437 amino acids)
Biological process (GO): protein deneddylation
Cellular component (GO): COP9 signalosome
Molecular function (GO): protein binding; metallopeptidase activity
Source: RefSeq, a predicted model, not a curated record
AGCUCCUCCAGCGUGUACAUUCGUUCGUUCAGCCUGCGUGCACAGCAACAUGGCGGAUUCAUCAGAGAAUCCGCUCGUAUCAAGCACCCGCGCCUCGGACGCUAGUCCCACCGUUCAGCUUCACCCGCUAGUCCUCCUCACAAUCACCGACUGCGUAACACGGCACACGCUACGGCAGCAGAAAGGGCCGGUCGUUGGGGCAAUACUGGGCGUACAGGAUGGACAGAACAUUACUAUGGAGGUUGCUUUCCAGGCAAAACUCCUGUCAAACCAGGAUGGCGAGACCACGCUCGACGACGAAUGGUUCAGCAAGCGCCUGGAGGACUUCAAGGAUGUACACAAGGAGCCUCAACUAGACAUUGUCGGAUGGUUCACCCUUGGUCCUGCCUCCGGUCCCGAGCCUCACCUUCUUCCCAUUCAUUUACGCAUAUCCGAAGUAUACACCGAAUUGCCACUACUCGUUCUCUUCCACCCCGAAAAUGCAUUCUCCGAGGAGACGGCUGCUGGGAAGCUGCCGCUUACCGUCUACGAGUCCGUCUCCGUCACCACGUCGAGCGACCCGAACGACAAGGCCAUGGAUAUCGACGGCGCAGUACAGCCAAAGUCAAUCAAGUUCCGGGAGCUGGUAUACUCGAUUGAGACUGGAGAGGCGGAAAUGAUCUCUGUAGACUUUGUAGCUCGUGGUGGAGGAAACGCAACGGCAGUCGAAGGCUCAGUUGAUGUAGCAGCGUCAAGCGCUGAGACUCCAACGACCGAUGAAGACGCCAAACAAAAUGCGCGAGGCAAGCAGAAAGAGAAGGAAAAGGAAAAAGAAGAUGCCCCAAUCGAAGAGUCGUCCAUCUUGAAUGCAGAUGACGAAGAGAUAUUAUCGACUCUGACAGCAAAAAUGAACGCCAUCCGGAUGCUUAGUCGACGCAUAGCGCUGCUUCGCGCAUAUCUCAACUCCCUUCCACCAUCAUAUCUCUCGGAUGCAUCUCUCCCAAUCAACCCGACACCUGACGAGCAACAUCCAUUGCCGCUAAAUCACUCGAUUCUUCGUAGCAUUUCAGCCAUGCUUGCUCGUAUCAACAUUCUUGCCCCUCCCGAUUCAGCCACGUUUUCGCUCGAAUCUCAACAAGAGGCGUCUGAUGUGCAGCUUGUCAAUCUGCUGUCGUCCAUCACAAACUCGGUAUCAGCAGCCAAGGAGUUUGGCCGUAAGAGCUCUAUUGUAGAGCAUGCCAAGAACCAGGGCAAGAACCGCAUGGGUACCAUGGGCGGAUACGGAGGAGGUGGUGGAUACUCUGGUGGUAGCUACGGCGACGGGGGCGACGGCAACUUCUUCAAUACUGUCAUGUCAGGAGGCUCAGGAGUGGACAGGUGGUGAUCCCUGUCUACCCUGCCUGUCUUGAUGCGUUAUGAUUAUGUAUGACUAAUGGAAUAUAGACCGAGGAAAGGACCAGUUUUCUUCGCCAAGGCGGACAGGCGGCUUUCGGUUCCAUUUGAGGAUGACGACGAUCUGCCGCCGGACUCUGAAUAUCAGACUCGGCUGUGGGAGUGCAUCGCAGCUAUUGCCCUGAUGGGUCCAGCCUCGGUGGCCCUGUGUAUCCUAACUCCUGUGACGAUUGGGCUCUGCGUCGUAUACAUACACAUUUGGAUGUUGCGCUGGGCGAAGCAGCUUGUAUGUCGACUCUGGCUCGGAGCAUGGCGCAUGGUGCAAGCGAUUUUCCGGAUCUUGUUUGACUUUGCUCUGGGAGCAGCAAAUGCAUAGCAAAUGGCGCUUUUAUGAGUUUUAGAGCAUGAACUAGGGUAGUUGACGUUGCUGGU